Messenger RNA from Electrophorus electricus (electric eel), 3674 nucleotides. RefSeq names its product nicotinamide nucleotide adenylyltransferase 2 (gene nmnat2). Gene Ontology annotation, molecular function: nicotinamide-nucleotide adenylyltransferase activity; nicotinate-nucleotide adenylyltransferase activity. Gene Ontology annotation, biological process: NAD+ biosynthetic process. Gene Ontology annotation, cellular component: Golgi apparatus. Lineage: Eukaryota; Metazoa; Chordata; Actinopteri; Gymnotiformes; Gymnotidae. The record is from RefSeq and is a predicted model, not a curated record.
UGGAAACGUGCCAGCCUGUCCAUGCUCUCUCCGCGCCGCAGCCAAAACACCACGGCGUCAAGUAACUUAAACCGAGUGUAAAAGGCAAAACGAGACAAAGACAGACAGCAAGACCAGGCAGCCUGCUGCCGUGACGCUGUGCGUCUGGCUGAGGAGACGAGGGAUAAAGCUGCAACCGACUGAACCUCGCCUUCCUUUGCGGUCUCACAAGAGCAAAACAACAAGGCCGUGUCGCAUGUGAGAAAAGAAAGCCACGUUACGGAGAACUAUCAUGACAGAGACCACCAAAACGCACGUUAUUUUGCUGUCAUGUGGAAGUUUUAACCCCAUCACAAAGGGACACAUUCAUAUGUUCGAAAAAGCCAGAGAGUAUCUACAUAAGACAGGGCGAUUCAUUGUGAUUGGUGGGAUCAUCUCACCCGUACACGACUCCUAUGGCAAACCAGGUCUUGUGCCUAGCAGACACCGCCUCAACAUGUGUCAGUUGGCAGUGCAGUCCUCUGAUUGGAUCAGGGUGGACCCAUGGGAGUGUUAUCAGGACACCUGGCAGACAACCUGCAGUGUGCUGGAACAUCACCGAGAUCUCAUGAAGAGAGUGACAGGAUGUAUUCUUUCAAACGUGAACUCUCCCUCCACGACUCCUGUCAUUGGCCAGCCCCAGAACACCACUUCUGCUAUCUGUCAGAACCGCAACACAGUGGACAAGCCCACAGCCAUUAAGCUCUGGGGCAAGAUGAGUGAGAGUCUGGGCAAAAUCUGCUGCGUUCGCCCCCCUGCGGAGCGCUUCACUUUUGUUGAUGAGAACGCCAACCUCGGCACUGCAGUGCGCUAUGAGGAGAUUGAGUUGCGCAUCCUGCUCCUGUGUGGCAGUGAUCUGUUAGAGUCUUUCUGCAUUCCAGGUCUGUGGAAUGAAAGUGAUAUGGAGGUGAUUGUGGGGGAUUUUGGAAUAGUGGUGGUUCCACGAGACAGAGCCGACACAGAACGGAUAAUGAAUCACUCCUCUAUCCUCCGCAAGUACAAGGACAACAUCAUCGUAGUGAAGGAUGAUCUCAACCAUCCAAUGUCAGUUGUCAGUUCAACAAAGAGCAGACUGGCUCUCCAGCAUGGAGACGGCCAUGUGGUGGAAUACCUGUGUCAGCCUGUGAUUGACUACAUCUUGCAGACUCAGCUCUACAUCAACGCCUCCGGAUAGGAGUGGAAGAGAGUGACCAGUUGCCCCCCCCACCCCCACCCCCACAGCUGUCCUGUCGGUCUUCCCAUGUGUGAUUAACAGAAUAAUCCUCCCACACCACUGCUGAUUUCUUCUUGUAGAGGAGCGUUACCUAUCUGUCGUCCCUUCUAACUGUAUCAUAGUGACUUGUCGGGGCUAUGGUUGUGCAGCAUCGUGCCGAAGAGAGAUGUCAUCCACCAGUGGAAACUGACGGAAUGGGUCAGGUGGGCAAAGUGAUCCAGUGAGGAGAGGGAAAGUGAGAGUGGAGAGUAGGAGCAGGAAGACGAGGAGAGAGGGAGUGAGGAGAAAGGUGGGACACAUUACCCGCUGUAAUGUUGGCCUUGCUGUUGAUUUGAUACUGUCUGUUCUUCUAAUUGCAUGCCUAGAAGUUUUGUUUUAUCGCAUGAGUGCUUGAAUAGCCUCGUAGACUGUAGUCUGCUGUGACAGUGUUUGCAAAAGGCAAAGAGACUGCUCAGAUGCCUCUCAUCUCUUAACUUCCUUUUCUAUUUACAAUGACUCUGUGUAUAAAGGAACUUGGAUCGCUUUCAUUUUUGCGACUGCAUACUGUACUAUGAUGCCAUGGUCUGUCUUCAGUGUGCAUUAAUACAUAAGUAAUUUGAUCAUUUGGUUGCACAUUAAAAAAUGACCUUUCCUUUUGCUUACAUGCACAUUACUUUGCACAGCACUGGUUCUGCUUGCCAGGGGCAUAAGAUGCUAUUAACGUUUCCUUUGUUCAGUAAGCCAGUCACUGCCAUUAUACUGUAUACAUUUUAGCUGCCAGGUUUGUUAUAGCUGUGUGGUAUAGGUUUGAACUCACUGGCAGUCUGUCCACCUGUUUUGAUCUCGAUUGGAAACUUUUAGCCUUAGGACAUGGAGCUCGGGAAUGAGUGAUCAGAUGAAUGUAUCACUUAUAUUACAGACCAGUGCAGCAAGCGUAAGAAGGGACACAUGAAUGCACUCUAUUGUGAAGAAGCAACUGCAAGUUUACAAACAAAAAACCCGUUAGGUAGGAUAAAUGUGCUUCUAAGAUACUGCAAAAUUGUUUGAGGAAGUGCAAUUUAAGAUAACUAAAAGUCAAGAUACUGUAUAUUACAAUAUAAAGAGCACCAAGAACAAAAUUAUGCUUUUGUCACAUACCAAUAUUGUGUAUUUAGACUUGACCGUUAAAUCUAUAUUUUUGGUCACAUUUGUAUGCUCUGGGAUAAAUCUAUUGAUAUUGAGUAGGCUAGAACACAUUAUUAUGUUAUCUGCAAGGGCUGGAGGUCAUGUCAUUUCAUGAAGUACAACAGAAAUGAAGCCAAGGCCAUAACCUUGACUGUUAUGGUUACAAACCACACCACUUCAAUCCUCAUUAAUUCAUUAGUAGAAAAAUGGUUGAGUUGACUGGUUAAUUAAUGGUUGUGUUGAGUGGUGAAUUGUGGUUUGAGUUGAGCCUUUAGUUCUGUUGAACAGAUCGUUGUUUUGUUUGUUCAUAUUGUAGAAAUUAAAUUCUUUAAUAUUUGGUAACAUGCAUAAACUUUUAAAUGAAUUCCAACUUUUAAAAAAUUACUUGAACUUCCAAAUACUGUGAUCAGUGAUGGAUACUAUACUUCAACUGAAUGUUUUUGACCUACAGUGUGAUAAUAUCAAAAUCAUUUCCCCACUGUGUUUCAAAUUUUAUGCUUUUGGUAAUUCUCAAUAUUUAGUUGUUAAUAUGCUCUAAAAUUAAUCAAUCUACUUAACCCUAGAUGAGUACAUUUAAGAGUUAACACCCAUAACACAUUUUACUGUGCAAGCUUAGAGCCUCUUUCUUCAGACAUCUCCAAUGUUUUAAUGUAGCUAUGUGCUCAUUAUGUUACAGAACAGAGUUACGGUAGCAACAGGUGCAGCAGAAAGCACACGAAAAAAAUGUUUGCAAUUACUUUCAGCUAAUACUAAUCACAGCCACUAAUUUACUGUGUAUAAUACAAAAUUAAGAUUUAAAAUAGCUAUGACAUAGACGUGUGGCCACGCACACUUCAGCUGGUAUGGUUUUGGUAUCAUGGCCUUCAAUAUUACCUCUACAAUCCACAAAGCUUCCUACACAGACCUAUGCCUUUGCUAAUCUUAUCACACAGGCCAGAUGAGCAGUUACACUUACAUGACAAACUUUUAUUUUUGUUGCUAUUCUGAAUUUUUAGUUGCUUUUUAAAGCUUGAUUCCAGAUGUGGGUUGCUUUUUAAUCUGGUAUAUACAAGGUUAAAUAAAUACAGAGGCAUGUUAGAAGAUACUAGUAUUUGAUUUUGUUCUCAGACCUGUAAUUUGUGUUAAGUAAUCGUUUAUAUUGGCAAGUAUGUAAGAAGAAAUGGGUUACUUUUAUCAGUAGAUUACAUACAGUUUGGACGGAUCAUGGAUUCAAGGAUUCAACACUCAAUGUCGAUGGCAUCUUUUGCUUUGUUCAGCAGUGGAUAUAAUAUUUAGUUUAAUAAAAAUCAUCAAACAGUUA